Molecule: messenger RNA, 639 nt
Organism: Grammomys surdaster
Lineage: Eukaryota; Metazoa; Chordata; Mammalia; Rodentia; Muridae
Gene: Pcp4
Product: Purkinje cell protein 4
Exons: 3
Coding region: 175-363 (62 amino acids)
Cellular component (GO): cytoplasm
Molecular function (GO): calcium ion binding; calmodulin binding
Source: RefSeq, a predicted model, not a curated record
GCUCUCGGAUGUCUGCAGGCGUUCAGACAGGUGAAUGCAUCUCAUUGGUUGGCGAGAGGCAUGAUGCCACCCAGCAGCUCUUUUUAAGAGAAAAGCCAGGACCGGAGAAGCAGCCACCCCUGAGCAUUGCCUUCUGAGCUGUUCUGUGGGACCUAGCUGCGGAGUCAGGCCAACAUGAGUGAGAGACAAAGUGCCGGAGCGACCAACGGAAAAGACAAGACGUCAGGAGAUAAUGAUGGGCAGAAGAAAGUCCAAGAAGAAUUUGAUAUCGACAUGGAUGCACCAGAGACAGAGCGUGCAGCUGUGGCCAUUCAGUCUCAGUUCAGAAAAUUCCAGAAGAAAAAGGCGGGAUCACAGUCCUAGUGGGGAAGCUGCUUCCUGGUCCACCUGAAGACACCAAGUUCAACCACCGUCCAUCAAGAAGUGAAAAGAACAAUACCCUAGAGAGAAGUCAUCCACACUCAGUACACACCCCGCUGCAAACCUGAAAUGCAUGAACAGAAACCCAAUAGUAUUUAUGACCCUAUAGGCAAGUGUCCACAAUAAAAUUGUGAGUAGCUUGAUCUAUUUAUCUCCAUUUCAAUUCCUCUGCAACGAUUUUCCUUGAUGUUGUAAUAAAAAGGAGGUAAGAUGAUUGAA